Molecule: messenger RNA, 2190 nt
Organism: Plasmodium coatneyi
Lineage: Eukaryota; Apicomplexa; Aconoidasida; Haemosporida; Plasmodiidae
Exons: 2
Coding region: 1-2190 (729 amino acids)
Biological process (GO): tRNA methylthiolation
Cellular component (GO): endoplasmic reticulum
Molecular function (GO): tRNA (N(6)-L-threonylcarbamoyladenosine(37)-C(2))-methylthiotransferase activity; 4 iron, 4 sulfur cluster binding
Source: RefSeq, a predicted model, not a curated record
AUGAACAACAAGUUAAAAAUUUUGACCCUGCUGUGCGUGGCCACCACCGGCACGUACUACAUAUGUGUGCACAAGAAGAAGGAAAUUAAGAAGCUACUCAAUUCUGUCUUUGUAAAUGGAAAAAAGAAGAAGCAUAAACGGAGGGACAGUAGUGUGCGCAGGAAGAAUGCCACUGCACGUAAAGGGAAAUCCUUGACUACCUUAGAACCCAUGGAAAGCGAAUCCGGAGCAGACGAAAUUGUUCAUGUGGAUGAAGACACCUCUGUUAUCAGCUCAGAUAACGACUCCUAUUUUCUUGACGUGAGGGAAGAGACCCCACGGGGGGGAAUACCUUUCCAGAAAGCAUCGUCCGGGGAAGAAGAAGAUAGCACCCUGACGGAUGUAGAAGAUAUUAACAACCUUAAUGACAGAGCAAGUUACAACGUUGUGCAGAUAAAGGGGAAACAUAAAAACAGGGGGAAAUACCUGAAUGGGCUUCGGAAAAGAACCCCCCAAAAGGGAGUCCCCCAAAAGGAAACCCCUUCAAAGAGACCUUCCCACGAGGAGGAAGACUUCCAAUCUGCGAAUAACCUAAACGAAUGUGCGGUCAUCCUGCCGGAAAAGUACAAAAUAUAUUUCAAGUCCUUCGGGUGCGCACACAACAGCUCGGAUUCUGAAUUUAUGAUGGGGCUGCUGGGGAACUACGGAUUUCAAUUCGUGAAAAAUGUGGAAGAGUGUGAUAUUUGCAUAAUUAAUAGCUGCACGGUGAAGAAUCCAAGUGAGGAAAGUAUGAAGACCAUUAUAAAUUACGUGCAUAAGUUGAAUAAGGCUAAUAGGAGGAGGGCGAAUGGACAAACAGGCAAAAAAGGGAAGAAGGGAAAAAAGGGAAAAACGGAUGGGGGGGAAUUGGACCCACAUGUGGAUUAUCUCACGACGUCAUCUUCUGGAAUCUCGGAUUUUGAGCAGGAAAACGGGAAGGUAGAAGGCAGCUGCUGCGCGGAAACGGCCUGUGGAUGUGCACCAGCCAAGGGCGAUUCGGGUUUGGUAGGAAAGGCAACAGUGAAGGAAAUGGAAAAGGAUGCAGUUACAGGAGUGCCCGGGAUAGCCCCCUGUGGAGACAUCAAAAUCAUCGUCUGCGGAUGUGUGCCGCAAGCGGAGAAGGACAUGGAAAUAUUCGAAAACGUCUCCCUUGUCGGUGUGACCAAUAUCGACAAAAUCGUGGACGUCGUGGAAAAUGUGAUUAACGGGUACAACGUACGUUACCUGAAGCAAUCAAAAAAAAUGACCUCAUUGAACCUCCCAAAAAUAAGAAAAAACAAGUACAUAGAAAUAAUAAAUAUUAACAAUGGGUGUUUGGGAAAUUGCACCUAUUGCAAGACCAAAUUUGCCAGAGGGGACUUAGCUAGCUAUAACAUACCCGAUAUUAUUAACAGAAUAAAGCAUGUGUGCAGUGAGGAAAAUAUAAAAGAAAUAUGGCUGACGUCGGAAGAUACGGGUGCAUAUGGAAUUGACUUAAAUACCAACAUUGUUAAACUACUUAAAGAAAUUUUGGACACUGUUUCGAAUAGCGACGUUAUGAUCCGCCUGGGUAUGACCAACCCACCGUACAUUCUGAAGCACAUCAAAGAUAUAUGCAAUUUGCUGAAGCAUAAAAAUAUGUAUGAAUUUAUUCACAUCCCUGUUCAGAGCGGCAGUAACAGAGUGUUAAAAAAUAUGAACAGGGAAUAUGAAAUUGAAGAUUUUAUAUACUUGGUGGAAAAUUUAAGGAAGGAUGUUCCAAAUAUAACCAUUGCAACGGAUAUUAUUUGCGGAUUUCCAUACGAAAUGGAGAAAGAUCACAUGGAAACUGUCGACUUGGUAAAAAAAUAUCAAUUUCCCAUACUUAACAUUUCCCAGUUUUAUCCCAGAAGGGGCACUGUAGCUUAUGGCAUGAAGAAAAUUAACACAAAAAUUGUGAAAAAAAGGUCCAGAGAAGUAACGGACGCGUUCCUUUCCUAUACGAACAAUUAUAAAUUUUUGGAAGGAACUACACAGAGGGUUUUAUUCACCGAAGUGUCCACAAAAAGUGAUGACCUUAUUGGCCACACGAAACAGUAUGUUAAGGUGUUGCUGCAAAACAGGAACAAUGAAAAUGCGCAUUUGUUGAGCCAUUUCGCUAACUGCAAAAUUGUUUCAGCGCAUAAGUGGCACGUAGUUGCCGAACUGGCGUGA